AGGAGAGAAAACCCAUUUCCAUUCCCUUUCUUUGUCUUCGCGGAGUGACAGAAGAUUUGUGUCUUCUUCAUGCCCUUCUUUCCGGAAAAACAAGUGGCUUUGUGGAUAUGAUAAAACACAUCAAAGUAUCGAUAAUGUAAAAGAUGGAGACAAGAAUGAGAUCCAGAUGUUUGGUUCUGAUGAAGAAGUCGCAACUCAGAUUCCAACUCAGGCACAGUCACUUGUUGAGGGGUCUGGAGCAGUUUUGGUCUCCGAGUAUAAACCUGUUGCCGAUGUGGACUACCUACAGGAAUUAUUAGCAAUUCAGCAACAAGGGCCUAGAGCGAUUGGUUUUUUUGGGACACGAAAUAUGGGGUUCAUGCACCAAGAACUUAUAGAGAUUCUGAGCUAUGCAUUGGUUAUAACGAAAAACCAUAUAUUUACAUCAGGAGCAUCAGGCACUAAUGCUGCUGUUAUCAGAGGAGCUCUUCGUGCUGAAAGACCAGAGCUGCUAACUGUAAUAUUGCCACAAAGUUUGAAAAAGCAACCUCCAGAGAGUCAAGAAUUACUAUCUAAAGUGAAAAAUGUAAUAGAGAAGCCCCACAACGAUCAUCUUCCGCUGAUAGAAGCCAGCAGGUUGUGCAACAUGGACAUCAUAUCACAAGUGCAGCAAGUUAUUUGUUUCGCCUUCCAUGACAGUAGACUGCUCAUGGAAACAUGCCAAGAAGCCAAGAACAUGCGAAAGAUCGUUACCCUCUUUUACCUGGAUUGAUUGCGGCCCAAAGCCUCUAAUUUAUCUGUCCAUAUAUUCUUCAAGAAAUGAAGUCUUGAUCUUGCUACUAGAUUAGACUGAACAAAAAUGGUCUUCGUUUGUCUUGUCGAGUUGGCAUACUGGCCAAAGAGGAAAAGGGGCCUCUCUAGGCCGCUUUUGGCAGAACAACGAUGGUUUUCAUUCUGUCGAUAUGUGCUAUACAAUUAGAAAUUCAAUAUAAAAUGAUUGAUUUAUUUCUCCUUA
Molecule: messenger RNA, 994 nt
Organism: Sesamum indicum (sesame)
Lineage: Eukaryota; Viridiplantae; Streptophyta; Magnoliopsida; Lamiales; Pedaliaceae
Source: RefSeq, a predicted model, not a curated record